CCAAAUAUAUACGCAAUAAAGCCUUCAAGACUUGUAUAAGUCUUCCUUCACCUGCUGCCUCCGACUCCUGCUCUCCUAUUUCCACGACACUCUGUCCCACCGAUCGUUUCUCCAACACUUCCUCAUCUGCCUCUUUACAAUGGCAUACCGUCACAACAUCUUCGGCAUCGUCUACGAAUUCCACACAGUUUCAAAUAACGUCAACCCCUGCGUACUCGCAAACCAAGCUCUGCCUUACCUCGACGGCUGGUGGUGUACAAGCGUGUACGUGUGAUGAGACAAACAUCGCGCAGACGUGGAUUGCAGAUGCCGGUCAAGUGAAAACUCCAAGCGGAAGUUGUUUGGUCGGGACAGCUACGGGGAAUGCCGCAGGAGGAAGUGUGGGCGUAGGAGUUGGAUUGUGUGGAGGCGAGAGUGCCCAGUGGGAUAUAUAUCACACUACUCCCGGUUCAGUCGCUCUUUAUUCAACUUCAUACUUUUUCUCCGAGCCGAUGAAUCUUUUACCAUCAACAUACACCUCUCAAACUCUCCCCUCAUCGAUAUUCUCCGCACCUUUUUCACUCGAAAUACCUCCCGGCUUUGAAUUCAUUGUACGUCCCGGUAACAACGUAUCGAUUGUUUUUUCGUCCGAUACACCGCAAAUCGAUCCUAUCAGCGAUUUGACAACAGCGUUCCAAGUUGGAUUGAAAGAUGGGGUGAUCGUAUACGAGCAGCCUGCCUAUUUUGGCUUUAGUUGGUUUUUGUCGUCGGGAUUUGGAAACGGGCCAAACAAUACUGUUUAUCAGAACGCGACGACGACAUUUGUUGAACCUACCGGAAACUCUUUUAGUUUUGAUACUGGUGUCGGCUCUGUUAUGGUUAAGGAUGGGUUUAAAGCCGUAAUGUGGGAUACUACAUCGAAAAAUGGAGACAAUUUUGGUCUGUUCGAAACCGUUGCUAAUUUCGAGGGAGUGUUGAUUGCUACCGCGCGCAAGAAUGUUCAGAAUGCGGAUAUUUCUGCUGGUAGGUUUCGUCUGUCUAUAUUAGGACAUACGAGUGAAGCUCUCACUGAUUGCACGCCCGAUUGUGCCUCGGGUGGGUUUUGUUCGGGAAAGAACGUGUGUACGUGUUCACCUGGGUUCACGGGCGCUUUAUGCGAUCAAUGUCUUCCUGGGUUUUGGGGUCCCACUUGCCAAC
Messenger RNA from Paraglomus occultum, 1176 nucleotides. The record is from the annotation of a GenBank genome assembly. Lineage: Eukaryota; Fungi; Glomeromycota; Glomeromycetes; Paraglomerales; Paraglomeraceae.